This is a messenger RNA of Necator americanus (New World hookworm), 573 nucleotides long. RefSeq lists its product as uncharacterized. Lineage: Eukaryota; Metazoa; Nematoda; Chromadorea; Rhabditida; Ancylostomatidae. The record is from RefSeq and is a predicted model, not a curated record. Bases 1 to 573 code for a protein of 190 amino acids. The transcript is spliced from 5 exons. Gene Ontology annotation, molecular function: protein binding.
AUGAGGCAGCUAUCGCUCUCUGGGUCGUGUGGAACACAACAGAUGAUCAAAUGGACGGAAUUGCCGAAUGAGAUUAUUCAUAUCGUCUGCGAUUAUUUAAGUUUUUCUGAACGUCGAACAUUUUCAAUGAUUAAUCGUCGUUGUCGACAGAUUAUAAACGCCCGUCGAGAGAAGAUGGCCGGAGUAAUUGUUCGAGGAAUGCCGUCCAUAAAUUACUAUUAUAUUGAUAUCGCCUUUAUUGAUGGAUCACAUCUUCGAAAAGAAUUUAGCUGCUCAUAUUGCGGUACAACCGAUGUAAAAACUGUCUUAACCGAUUACUCAAAUCCAUUUGGAAGCUGUCAUAAUGGACGAAUACGAAAAGUUACUCCAUACCAGUUAAUGGCGAUGUACUUCAAAUGUAUCCUUCAACGAAGUUCCGUUGAUACUCUCUACAUUGGACUGGUGGACGUUGUUCCUUUACUUCAACUCGUUGACUGCCGUGUGAACACAAUCGUAUUGCCGGAUGAGAGUGAAACUGAGGACAUAAGGCGGUUGGGGCAGUCACCAAACACAGUAAUGACAAGAGUGCUUUGA